ACUACACAACAGAUCCUCUCUCUCUCUCUCUCUCUCUCUCCUCAAACUCAAAUCCUCUCUCUUCCUUCUCUCUCUCUCUUCCACCCGAUCUACACUGACGGCGAAAUUCUCAUCUGCAUUUACCUCCUCCGGUUCGUUCACGAUACCUUCUUCAUGAUCAAGAAUGUCAAAAGUCAGAGAUAGGACUGAGGAUUUUAAAGAUGCUGUAAGGCACACUGCUCUUUCUUUGGGAUAUGACGAGUCUAAAUUGGCGGCCAUUUUGGCAAAUUUUAUCAUCCACAAGCCUCGCCAAAGAUCAGCUUUCACUAGAGGUGCCCUGAAAACACUUGAGAGCAUUGGAACACUGGAACAAUUUAUGUUAAAACAUCGUAAAGAUUAUGUGGAUCUACAUCGCACUACUGAACAGGAGAGAGAUAGCAUUGAGCAUGAAGUUGGUGCCUUCAUAAAAGCAUGCCAAGAACAAAUUGACGUUCUAAAAAACAGCAUUAAUGAUGAAGAAACAACUUCAAAGGGCUGGCUUGGCAUUCAGACCAAUAAAUCAAAUGCCGAUACUGUAGCACACAAACAUGGGGUGAUUUUGAGUUUGAGUGAGAAGCUUCACUCUGUUACCUCACAGUUUGAUCAGCUAAGAGCCAUACGCUUCCAAGAAGCCAUUAGUAGAGCAACCCCAAGAAGAAAAUUUAAACCAAUUGCCAAACCAAGUUCUGAAAAUUUAUCUCAAUCAAACAAUUUUGAGCCUAGAGAAGCUGAACAAUUUCAACCUGAGCCUCUAAGACUUAAGCAACAGCUCUUGGACGACGAAACACGCGCUCUUCAGGUAGAGCUGAGUAGCCUCCUAGAUGCGGUUCAAGAAACAGAAACUAAGAUGGUCGAAAUGUCAGCAUUAAAUCAUCUCAUGGCUACUCAUGUUUUGCAACAAGCCAAACAAAUAGAACAACUAUACGAUCAGGCGGUUGAAGCUACGCACAAUGUGGAGCUUGGUAACAAAGAACUGUCUCAAGCUAUCCAGAGGAAUAGCAGCAGUAGGACCUUCCUUAUACUUUUCCUAUUUGUACUUACUUUUUCAAUUUUGUUUCUUGAUUGGUAUAGUUAGUCUUCUUCAAUCAACUAAAAAUUAUAGUUUUCUUUGUACUUAUUAUAUUGAAAAGGAAAAAAGGAAUAGGAAAUGGGAAUAUAGUCCUGAAGUUUUUGAGUUGAAAUAUACUGAAUUUUAUAUGCUGAUCAAGUGAACAAAUUGAACUCUAAAUGCCAUGCCAAUGUCAUAAAUAAUGCUCACAUUUUGUAAUUA
Molecule: messenger RNA, 1288 nt
Organism: Cannabis sativa
Lineage: Eukaryota; Viridiplantae; Streptophyta; Magnoliopsida; Rosales; Cannabaceae
Product: syntaxin-81-like
Exons: 8
Coding region: 164-1093 (309 amino acids)
Biological process (GO): retrograde vesicle-mediated transport, Golgi to endoplasmic reticulum
Cellular component (GO): endoplasmic reticulum; SNARE complex; membrane
Source: RefSeq, a predicted model, not a curated record